AUGGUCCCUAGCAAGGACCUGCCACCGCACGAGGCCAACUGGCAGCCGCGCAGCGACAUAUUCAAGCAGGACAUGUCUGAAGAGUUCAAGAAGUACCCUAUGGUCACUGUGAAUGAGCUUCGAAACUACAAGGAGCGGCCGCGCAGAGUCAAAAUGUUGAUGCGGGACUUCAUAGAAGACUCGCUCUACAACCCGAACUACGGCUACUUUUCAAAACAAGUCGUCAUAUUCAGCCCUGGCGAGCCCUUCGACUUCGCGUCCUUCUAUGACGAGCUGGAGUUCCACGCCGAUCUUUCCAAACGUUAUCGCGAGUUCGAGGAUGCUCUCGAUGCCGAGUCUCCCAGUGACACACGGCAGCUCUGGUACACACCCACAGAGCUGUUCCGUCCCUACUAUGGCGAGGCCAUUGCCCGCUAUCUCAUCGCCAACUACAAGCUUACCACAUAUCCCUACCAUGACUUGAUCAUAUACGAAAUGGGUGCUGGUCGCGGUACCUUGAUGCGCAACAUCUUGGACUACAUCCGGCACGUCGACCCCGACGUUUACGUCCGUACGCAAUACAAGAUCAUCGAAAUCUCCACCCAGCUCGCCAGCCUCCAAAAGUCCCAGCUGAUGCAGACAGCAAAUGCCCGGGAGCACGCUGACAGGGUAGAAAUCAUCAACCAGUCCAUCUUCGACUGGAAGAACCCUGUCCCAUCACCCUGCUUUUUCCUGGCUUUCGAAGUCUUCGACAACUUCGCCCAUGACGUGGUGCGCUACGAUCUUGAGACGAAGGAGCCGCUGCAGGGUAUCGUGCUGAUCGAUGACAUUGGCGAAUUCCACGAGUUCUACACGCGGAAGCUCGAUCCCGUGCUGGAGCGCUACCUGCAGGUGCGCGAGAUGGCCACGGGCGGGAAGUACAAGGUUCCCUACCCAUCGACCUGGCUCGGCCGCUGGCUGGCUCUGCGCAAGCCUUUUGCAUCCAACCUCAGCGCCCAGGAAUACGUUCCGACGAGGCUGAUGCAAUUCUUUGAUGUGCUGGGCCGCUUCUUCCCAGCUCACCGGCUGCUGACGAGUGAUUUUCACUACCUGCCGGAUGCGAUUCAGGGUUUGAACGCACCUAUUGUGCAGACCCGUUACAAGCGACAACCAAUUCCGGUGUCGACGCCUUUGGUCCACCAAGGCUACUUCGACAUCAUGUUCCCCACCAACUUCCAGAUCGCUGAGGCCACCUACCAGGCCAUCACCGGCAAGCUGAGCCGCGUGCUGUCGCACGAGGACUUCAUGCGCCGCUGGGCGUAUGUCGAGGACACGGAGACAAAGAGCGGAGAAAACCCUCUGCUGAACUGGUACAAGAACGCCAGUGUGUUGUAUACUGUAUAG
Molecule: messenger RNA, 1362 nt
Organism: Thermochaetoides thermophila DSM 1495
Lineage: Eukaryota; Fungi; Ascomycota; Sordariomycetes; Sordariales; Chaetomiaceae
Exons: 3
Coding region: 1-1362 (453 amino acids)
Cellular component (GO): mitochondrion
Molecular function (GO): protein-arginine omega-N symmetric methyltransferase activity
Source: RefSeq, a predicted model, not a curated record